Argiope bruennichi is the source of this 1865-nucleotide messenger RNA. Its product is annotated as ankyrin repeat and SAM domain-containing protein 3-like. Lineage: Eukaryota; Metazoa; Arthropoda; Arachnida; Araneae; Araneidae. Gene Ontology annotation, molecular function: protein binding. The transcript has 9 exons. The record is from RefSeq and is a predicted model, not a curated record. The coding region runs from base 122 to 1384 and encodes 420 amino acids.
UGGAGAUUUAUAAACAAUUCUUUACUCUGUUGCACAUGUUAUAAACCUUUCUUUAAGAACUUCUUGCUAUUUUUAUGCAUUACUAAAUCUUUUAUUUAAAAAAGUUAAAUUUUAGAAUAAAAUGGAUCUUAAAUUAUUUCAAGAAUUACUUCCAGAGGAAAGCGAAUAUAUGUUAGACUUACAUACUGCAGCCAGUAUUGGGUGUGAAGAAAGAGUCAUAGAUUUAAUUGAAAACACUGAAAACAAGUUAAUCAUUAAUCAGCAAAAUUCAUGUGGUUGGACACCAUUAAUGUAUGCAUCUUGUUGUGCUAACUUAAGAAUUGUUGGACUUUUGCUGGAAGAAGGUGCUUUUACAGAUUUAAAAAACCAUGAUGGACAUACUGCACUGAUACUGGCCUCAAAAUGUGGCAGUACUGAUGCUGUCAGUUUGUUAAUAGAUCAUGGAGCUUUUAUUAAUGACUGUGACAACAAAGGUUGGUCAGCACUCUCGUAUGCUGCUGCAUUUGGACACAGAAGUGUUGUGCAACUUUUAAUAGAAAAGGGAGCAGUUGUAGAUCAUGUAGAUAAGAAAGAAGGACUGACACCUUUAAUGUUGUCAUCUGCUGCUGGACAUGAAAUGGUUGUGCAAGAUCUACUUCGAUUAGGUUUAAAUCCAAAUUCACAAUCAAAAUCAGGAGAAACUGCUAGAAGUUUAGCAGUUAAAAAUGGACAUAUGAAAGUGAAGAAUUUGGUAGAUGCUCAUUUAUGUGCUAAAAGAAAUUGCAAUCCACAAGGCAUGAAAUCUUCUUCUCAUUCAAAUCAAACAGAUCUUCAAAAGUUGCUUAAUGAGAUGAAACUAUCAAAGUACUAUUAUGUAUUUGAGAACCAUGGUAUUGAUAUAGAUAUGUUUUGGUUACUCACAGAGGAAGAUUUGAAAGAAAUAGGAAUUCAACUUGUUGGGCCACGAAAAAAAUUGUGUAUGGUCAUAGCUGAAUGGUACCUAAAUAAUGCAUCAAAAGGAAACUUUGAUGACAGAACAUUCUGCUAUAAACUAGUGUUAGAUAACAAGAAAUUACUGCAGCGGAAAGAAGAGCUUGAAUCUGCAUUAACAAGAGAAUCGGAACUUAAAAAGGCUGCAGAAACCAAUCUCAAUGAAGGCAUCAGAACUUUAAAAAACUUUUCUGAUACUGUUCAACGCACAUUAAGCUAUACCACCCUCCUUGAAGAAAAGCUUAAGCAAAGUUAUGUUAACUUCAAAAAGCUGCUUUACCGUGCACCAGAUUCCAACUGGUUGAAGUAUAAAGCUGACAUUAUUCAUCCUUUAAUGGGUGAAAUGGAAAAAUUGUUAGAUUCCAUUCAUCAUCAUACAAUGCUUGCUCUGCAGCAAACUAAUUUUAGACGUUAAUACAUUAUUUUUUAAUUGUAGAGAGCAUUAUUUUAUAUAUCUGGUUCCUUAUUAUCAUAAGUGCUUCAUAUAUUUUACCAAAAAGCUGACGAUUAUAUUGAAUUUUUAUUCAUGGGUAAACACUGAUUAAUGAACAUUUAUUAUGCUCAUUGAUGACUAGAUUGCAAAUAAUAACAAUGUCUAGUUAAUUAUAUAGUUUAUUUACAUUUUGAAUAUAUAUGUAUUUGUCUUGACUCAAACUUACCAUUGUUUUAAAGACUGCAUUUAUUUCUUUUAUUAUAAUAUUGUUUUUAUCAUGCCAAAGAUUUUAUACUAUAUUCAUGUGCAAUGUGUUGUAAAUAUUUUAUCUUUUAUAUAAUAUAGUUUUUAAGAAUAACAUUUAUAUAACUGCUUUAAAAGUUUUUGUACAUUUUUUUUGCUAAAAGCAUAAGUCAUAUUUUUGUGCCAAAUCUAUUGCUGAAUAAAAAAUAUUUUAUAUCAU